UUUUCUUUUGAAGCACAAUGAAAUUCUUUAUUGUUUUUGCAGCUCUUUUUGCCAUUGCCUUGGCUGCUCCCAGACCUGAUAGUGAACAUGCCGAAAUUGUGAAACUUGAUUCCAAUGUUGAACAUGAUGGUUAUUCCUUUGUAGCUGAAACCAGUGACGGCACCAGCCGCCAUGAAGAAGGCAAAUUGAAAGAAGUCAAGGGUGAACAUGGCGAUGAACAUGCCAUUGUUGUUCAUGGUGAAUUCUCGUGGAAGGAUAAACAUGACGGUAAGGUCUAUACCGUUCAAUAUGUUGCCGAUGAACAUGGUUUCCAACCCACCGGUGAACAUAUUCCACAAUUGCCCAAACACUAAAGAAGUUCAAU
Molecule: messenger RNA, 364 nt
Organism: Musca vetustissima
Lineage: Eukaryota; Metazoa; Arthropoda; Insecta; Diptera; Muscidae
Product: larval cuticle protein 65Ab1-like
Exons: 2
Coding region: 18-353 (111 amino acids)
Cellular component (GO): chitin-based extracellular matrix
Molecular function (GO): structural constituent of chitin-based larval cuticle
Source: RefSeq, a predicted model, not a curated record